Molecule: messenger RNA, 642 nt
Organism: Mycena indigotica
Lineage: Eukaryota; Fungi; Basidiomycota; Agaricomycetes; Agaricales; Mycenaceae
Exons: 6
Coding region: 1-642 (213 amino acids)
Source: RefSeq, a predicted model, not a curated record
AUGGGUUGUGACAGUGUCGUGACGUGGGUGACCCGCUUCUCCUGCUCGUCCACUGUCAAGACUCGUCGUCCGCUGCGCCUCACCCGACAUGCUCGUAUUUAUUCCCUUCGUUCUCGCUCCGCUGCCCUCUAUCGUGAUGGCAAUUCGGAUGACCCCCAGUUUCCAGCGUCUCCGGCAUCAUGCGGAGUGUGCCAACAGAACUACCAGUCCAUGAAGUUGUGCCUGCAGCAAGUACCUGUUAUGGUCAACUUUACAACGGUUAUUCAGAACCCUGGAUCCUUUGCCGACGUAAUAAUAUGUGCUUGCCGGGACCCAUUCCACUCCACUUUCGGCCCUUGCGUUGACUGUUUCCAGCAAACAAAUCAAGAGAGAUUCCUUCUGACGGACAAUCCUAACGCAGUCAUUAACGGUAUAAACAAAGUUUGUGGGCUAGAAGGCGCCCUCUUUGGUGCUGGCGUUUCCUCUUCCAUUAUCCCACCCGAUUCUACCAGAACGUUGGCUCCCAACAAUGGGAACCCGAGCAAUACAGCAUCUGGCUCUACUGCGAGCCAGUCUAACAGCGCUACUUCACUUCGACAAGUAGUGUCCACUUCAAGCUGGAUCUUCGGCGCGUUGGCGCUCCUGGUGGCUGUGGAAUGGUAA